AUGUUUGAUCUCUUCAAACAUCAGGGAUAUGACUGCGAUGGCCAGAAGAUGGAGUUGGGCAAAAUAGCCCCUGAGGGCCGCACUGAUGUGGCCGAGGGUAGCAUAUUGGAAAUUGAGCCCAGUGUUGCAAUGACAAGUGAACACAAUUUGCACGUUGUCCAACAGGCAAUUGAGACGAUUGGAAUGGGAAAAUAUCAAUGGCUGCUGGCCUUUUCCUGCGGAUUUGGCUUCCUGGUAGACCAGAUGCUGCUCGUUUCCGUAAGCCUGGUCACGCCCCAGGCCUCCAUGGAGUUUGACCCACAGUAUCCGACGCUGCUAUCGGCCGCAUUGUAUGCUGGGCUGGUCAUUGGCGCACUAUCCGUUGGGCAGCUCGCGGACAUCGUGGGAAGAUUCCUGGUCUGGCAGCUUUCAAUCUUCGGCGUGGCUAUCUUCUCCAUGAUCGCUGCCAGUGCUCCCAACUGGACUGCCCUCAACGUAUUUGUGGCACUUACUGGCAUUUUUGGAGGGGGCAAUUUGGCGAUUGACUUGACGCUGCUCACCGAGUGUCUUCCCGUCCGAUUCUCGUUUAUUUUGACUGGCCUCGCCAGUGUCUGGGGUCUGGGAAGCGCGAUAACGGGAGCCAUAGCCUGGCCACUCUUGGUUAAUUAUGGAUGUCCCAAUGGCGAGACAAUGACAAUGUGCUCUAAGAACUCCAACAUGGGCUGGCGGUAUCUGUAUAUCACACUGGGAGGACUAGGCCUUGUGAUGAGCAUCGUUCGAUCAUUCGUUUUGCAUUCCCAGGAAUCACCAAAAUGGCUUGUUGCAAACGGCCAGGUCGACGAAGCUGUUUACGUGCUCAACAACAUCGGCAAGAGUAAUAAAUCAGAACACCGCGUCACGCGCCAAGACUUCAUUACCAAUACUGUCUCAGACACAAAGUCGUCCAGGCAUCGCAAUUUUCGGCGUAUUAUUCAGAGUGUCGUUACUCUCUUUACUGGAUCAGGUCAGCUACGUUUGAUGAGUUGUUUGAUAAUGACAUGGGCUCUUAUCGGUAUUUGCUAUCCGCUGUUCAUAAUAUUCCUUCCAUACUACCUUGAGGCACAUGGAGCUCGAUUGGGCACGAGCAGCUCAUACCAGACUUACCGUGACUGGACCGUGUCCUCGGUUGCAGGAAUCCUUGGGCCGUUUCUAGGCAUGGCAAUGAUUGCGGCCCCUUGGCUCAAGUCUCGCCGAUCAAUUGCUACGGCCGCUUUUGCUUGUGCCGCAUUUUCCGGAGCCUUUACAUCUGUAAAGACCGAGGCCCAGAAUUUGGCAUUCUCCUGCAUGAUCAACUUUUGGCUGAAUGCCCUUUACGGAAUUGUCUACGCGUGA
Molecule: messenger RNA, 1350 nt
Organism: Diaporthe amygdali
Lineage: Eukaryota; Fungi; Ascomycota; Sordariomycetes; Diaporthales; Diaporthaceae
Exons: 5
Coding region: 1-1350 (449 amino acids)
Biological process (GO): transmembrane transport
Molecular function (GO): transmembrane transporter activity
Source: RefSeq, a predicted model, not a curated record